GAAGGAGAAGGGCCAAAAGCUUGGCCAGUUCUGGGUGCCCUUCCGGAGAUUUUGCUAAACUAUGACAGAAUGCAUGACUGGCUCUUGGAAAAUUUCGAAAGAGCAGGUCUCACAUUUGCCGCACCCAUGCCCACAAACACCUACUUCUACACCGCCGAUCCAGCUGUCUGUGAAUACAUUCUCAAGACCAACUUUUCGAAUUAUCCGAAGGGAGAAAUCUUUCAAGAGAUUCUAUACGAGUUCUUGGGAGAUGGCAUCUUCAAUUCUGAUGGUGAACUAUGGAAGAAGCAGAGAAAAGUUAUGCAGGCUGAGGUUCAGCGAAAGGUGCUUCGUGAUUACAGCCUAGUAACCUACCGGAAGAAGGCUCACCUUCUCGCCUCCAUCGUAAGCAAGGCCUCUUACUCUGCAACGUCUCUCGAAAUGCAGGAUCUUUUUAAAAGAAUGACCCUGGACACCAUUGUCGAGGUUGCAACUGGAGUGAGAUUGGGAGCACUGUCUCAUGAGCUGCCAUACGUGCCAUUUCAAUCAGCAUUCGAUGAGGCAAACGUGAAUGUGCAUGCAAGAUUCGUCGACCCAUUUUGGAGAGUCAAAAGAUUCCUGAACUUAGGCUUAGAAGCCCGAUUUAAAGGUGCGGUCCAGUACAUGGACACAUUUCUCUACGAUGUGAUUCGGACCAGGAGACGAGAUAUGGCUGAAGCAAAAUCCAGAUUCAAAUCCAAUCAAUCAACGAAGCCUGAAGACGAAGGGAAAUUUACAAGAGCAGACUUGGCAUCAAGAUACAUGUCCUUGGACGAGAAUGCAACAGACAAAUCUAUCCGUGACGACGUGCUUAGUUUCAUAAUGGCUGGACGUGACAGCACCUCAUCGGUACUGGCAUGGUUCAUCUACUGCUUGGUGAGCAAACCUGAAGUCGCCGAAAAGAUUUAUGAUGAGCUAUGUGCAUUCGAAGCCCGGCAUCAACCGACUCCAACUCUGAAUUCUGUCCACGCAUCAGAGGGCGAGUUCAGCGAGCGAAUCCAGCAGUUCGUUGACCUUUUGACUUUCGAGGAAGUCACCAGUACCACUUCAAAUUUCCAGUACCUGCAUGCUGCCAUCACAGAAACUAUUCGGCUAUAUCCGGUCGUUCCACAGGACGUAAAGGGUGUGCUAGAAGACGAUGUUCUGCCGAGCGGACACAUUGUACGAAAAGGAGACUUGGUCGUAUACAUUCCAUACGCGAUGGGACGGCUGCAGACUCUAUGGGGACCGGAUGCUGCAGUAUACAGACCUGAAAGAUGGCUCAACGAAGCAGGCGUUUUCGAGGGCGCCUCGCCCUUCAAGUUCACUGCAUUCCAGGCUGGACCUCGCUCGUGCUUGGGGAAAGAUGCAGCGUACCUGCAAAUGAAGAUAGUGACGGCUGUGCUGUGCCGCUUCUUCAAGUUCGAGUCCGUCCCGGGGCACCAGAUCGGCUACAGAAUGUCUGCCAUCCUCAUGAUGAAGGAUGGCAUGCACAUCACUGCCUCGAGGCGUUCGUCACCUGAUCUCGCUAGUGCUCGAGCGCAACACAACUAGACUAAGUAGCCAAGGUACCAACAAAUUGAUGAUUGAAUUGGCCUCUCACUGGCCACGGAAUACAGCACUAGUCAUUCAUCUAAACAUCGAUAGAAGUGAGGAUUCAAAUCGUAGAUGCGGCUGAACUGGUGCAUGGUCCACUGUAAAGUAACUAUAAACCAAUAGAUUAUGACCUAUAUAGUUUAUCGUAGCUGAAGUAAAUUCUUACUGACGAUAUCAAUGCAAUAGGUUAGUAAAAUGUAAUAAAUCAA
Marchantia polymorpha subsp. ruderalis is the source of this 1802-nucleotide messenger RNA. The record is from the annotation of a GenBank genome assembly. Lineage: Eukaryota; Viridiplantae; Streptophyta; Marchantiopsida; Marchantiales; Marchantiaceae.